Molecule: messenger RNA, 424 nt
Organism: Leptonychotes weddellii (Weddell seal)
Lineage: Eukaryota; Metazoa; Chordata; Mammalia; Carnivora; Phocidae
Source: RefSeq, a predicted model, not a curated record
AUGGUAGAUAGAUUUAUGCCUCUAGUAGCAGCAAACUCUGCAAGUCCGGGCAUCUUAUUUUUCCAGAAAGCCAAUUUACCUGCACACCAAUGGCAGUGUUACAAGGAACUUGACAAUUUAAAUUUUUUACAGGGUAUCCCUGGAGCCAAGGGAGAGCGCGGAGAAAGGGGGGACCUGCAGUCUCAAGCCAUGGUGCGGGCAGUUGCACGUCAGGUGUGCGAACAGCUCAUCCAGAGUCACAUGGCCAGGUACACGGCCAUCCUCAACCAGAUUCCCAGCCAGUCCUCAUCAGUCCGGACCAUCCAGGGGCCUCCUGGGGAGCCUGGCAGACCAGGGUCACCUGGAAACCCUGGUGAACAAGGACCCCCAGGGACCCCAGGCUUCCCAGGAAAUGCAGGCAUGCCAGGGACCCCUGGAGAACGAG